CAGAUGGGUGUUUUCGCGGUUCACCCCUGUGUGUGAUUUCACUGUUAGCAGCACUGGUCUGUGUCACUUUGGGGAUGUUAAAUGACCUUCUUAUUUAGCGUUGUCCCAUACCAACAUACAGUGUUUUGUAACGUAAGGGUGUCCCACGUGUUGCAGACACAUACAGUGCAAUCUUUCCGUCCAUCAGCUAACGCUAGCAACCAAAACUAGCGGUCCAAUUUUGGUCGUCAGUGACACUGAGCGACAGUAAAGCGCGCAAAGCGUGUACAACUUCGGGUAGGCGAGUCUGAGCUCCCCGUCACCCGGCAUUAUGAGCGAAUAUUUCUCUCUUUCAGACUGUGAUGUGAUUGGUUUCGAUUUGGACCAUACUCUAUGUCGAUACCAUUUGAAGGAGACAUCCAGGCUGAUAUAUGAAAGCUUUGCUAAGUAUUUGGUGGAACAUAAAGGAUAUGACAAAGAUCUUUUGACCCUCAGUCCAGCAGACUGGGAUUUUUGUUUUAAAGGAUUAGUGUUGGACUUUGAGGAUGGAAACCUUGUAAAAUUGGCACACGAUGGAACAGUUUUGAGGGCAACCCAUGGAACCAAUGAGCUCAGCACAGAAGACUUACUGAAACACUAUGGCCCAAAGAAAGAGUGGAAGCAUUUCAAUAGCCUUAACACAUCGUACACACGCUCGGCAAAAUACUAUUUCUAUGACAACUACUUUGACCUCCCUGGAGCAUUACUCUGUGCAAGAGUUGUCGACAUGCUUCACAAGCGUGGAAAUGAGGUGACAUCUGAGUUUUGGAAAGACAUGCUGGCUGCCAUCGAUCACAACUACAACACUUCAGCAUUCAGAGAGGAUGCUGGGACGUACUUCCCCAGGGUGAAGCGGGACCCGGGUCGCUACCUGCAGCCCUGCUCGGAGGCGGUGAAGGGCUGGCUGCGCCGCAUGAAGAACGCCGGCAAGGUGGUCCUGCUCAUCACCAGCUCCCACAGCGACUACAGCAGACUGGUGUGCGAACACAUCCUGGGGAAAGACUUUGAGGAGCUGUUCGAUGUCAUAAUCACCAAUGCCUUGAAGCCCGGCUUCUUCUCGCUGGUGCCCCACCAGAGGCCUUUCCGGACACUGGUGAAUGACAUGGAGGACAGUGAGGGUCUUCCGGCGCUGGACAAGCCUGGCUGGUACUCCCAGGGAAACUGGCCCCAUCUCCUCGAGCUGCUCAAGACCAUGACAGGAAAGCAGGAUCCCAAGGUGGUGUACUUCGGAGACAGCAUGCGCUCGGACAUGUUCCCGGCCAGCAGCUACGGGAAGUGGGAGACGGUGAUGAUCGUGGAGGAGAUGGAGGGCGAGGGAGUCCCCAGCGGCAUGCCGCCCAGGAGCAGCAGCACCGAGGCCCCCACGGAGCCCCAGGAGAAGAAGGGGAAAUACGAGGACCAAGGCAUGAAGACUCCCUCGGCCUCCUCCGAGCAGUGGGGAUCGUACUUCGUGGACGUGCCCAAGAACGCCGCUGCAGGGGAGCAGGAGGGGCUCAAACUGAGCUGGUGUACCCACAGCAUCCACACGUACAGCACCAUGGCCAUACCCAGCGUGGAGACCAUCGCAGAUCUUCCUCUGGACUACAAAUUCCCACGGUUCUCUCCCGAUAAGCCCAGUACGACAGGCUACUACCCUCGCCCCCCUGACUCCCUUCUGAAGUGGGAUCAGAGCAACCCCUCGGUCUGACCCCAUCAAUCCCAGCGCUUGAGUCCGGCGUGGGGCCUCCAAGAUGGCCGACUGCCCUGCAUUAACUCUCCCCUCCUAUCCCUCCACCCCUCUCAUCUCCCUCUGGAGCGCGUAGAUAGAUAGAAAACCAUGUGAAUGUACUGCCAUCGUAAAGCGAAUACGCAUCUCUGUGUUAGGUCUGUUUUAGACUUUUCCUGUCAUCCUAUUCGGGGGGAAAAAUAAGACUUGUUUUGUGUGUGUAUGUGUGUUGGAGUGUUGCCUUAACACUCUGAUGGAUCAACUGUCAAGUACCUCCUGGUUCAAGACCUUGAAAUUGCAAUGGAGUUCUCAAACUGUUUAAAACUUAAUUAUCUGCAUACAACCAUUACUUAAUUCUGCACUAUGUUGGUUGGUGUGUUUGGGUUUGCCUUCUGUUUAUUUGAAUUGCUGAUAACUCCAUCCAUAAACCAUAACCAAGCACUAACUUGGAUUACAUUAAUUUCGGGUCGUUUUUUGUCUUUCUUUUCAAACCUGUUGUGUUAUACAGUAUGCCUUGUUUACCAUUUGAUUCAAGUACCUCAUGAUGCCUUAAUCAUGAAUAAAAAAUACUCAUUGUAUUGAUUAUUUUAAAUCUUGCACAGUGUAUGCCAUGAUUGGAUGUUUGCGUUGGAGAUAUAUUGUGUUACACAAAAGCUCCAUUCAGUAAUAAUAACUCAUUCCUUUGCGUCUGCCAUAAUUGGAAAUGUUUGUGAACUUACAAAUAUGUGUGAUCACGUCAGUCAUUCAUCUCGAAGUUGACUUAAAAAAUUAAGUUACAUGUGGAGAAAAAAAAAAGUUGAAAAGCUUGUCAGUGUGUACUGUAUUGUUAUAGUAUAAUGUACUGUUGAGUGACUAACUGUACUGUAUAUCUGUGGGAUAAAUAUGUGCCAUAUUUUAUGCAGAAGCAAUGUCAGCUGUGUUUUAACUGACCACUGAAUGAAGUUGAAUGUUUCUUUUUUCAUUAUUGGUUUGAACGAGAGCUGACUCCUAGGUCGUGGCUUUAUACAGUAUGUAUUGGUUGAAGCAGCUCUUGGCAAAUAAGCACAGUUAAAAGCCAAAAUGAGGUGAACACGUUUUGUCUAAAACAUUUUUUUUUAUAUUUUGUGUGUAUGAGUUUGAUUAGCUAUUAGUUGCUGUUUCAUUGGUGUUAUAUCCUGCUCUUCUCUCUCUCUCUUUCUUUUUUAGUUAUGUUGUCCAUAUAGAUGAUAUUUUCUAAAAAAAAAAAAAAAAUAACUGUUUGGAUUGUGUUGUCCUAAUUCAUAGUUUGUACUUGACAUGAUGCAGGGGCAGUGUUAUUCAUCUCAUCUGUGGAAUAAACCAAUACAUACAACUACUGCUGUGAUCCUCUUUGUAUCUCCCAAAGUGUCUAGAGAUGGAAUAUGAUCAAUGCAAUGCAGUUUUAACAUAUGAGAG
Messenger RNA from Engraulis encrasicolus (European anchovy), 3136 nucleotides. It is a transcript of the gene nt5dc1, whose product is annotated as 5'-nucleotidase domain containing 1. The coding region runs from base 311 to 1705 and encodes 464 amino acids. Gene Ontology annotation, molecular function: 5'-nucleotidase activity. The record is from RefSeq and is a predicted model, not a curated record. The transcript has 12 exons. NCBI's taxonomy places the organism in Eukaryota, Metazoa, Chordata, Actinopteri, Clupeiformes, Engraulidae.